Entelurus aequoreus (snake pipefish) is the source of this 2365-nucleotide messenger RNA. It is a transcript of the gene lg25h17orf75, whose product is annotated as linkage group 25 C17orf75 homolog. The record is from RefSeq and is a predicted model, not a curated record. Gene Ontology annotation, cellular component: trans-Golgi network. NCBI's taxonomy places the organism in Eukaryota, Metazoa, Chordata, Actinopteri, Syngnathiformes, Syngnathidae.
GCCUCUGUUUACCUUCGAUAUUGCCUGUUCGUGACUAACAUUUGCUCUUCGAACCACGACAAAAACAGCCGUUGUUGAAAUUUAUGUCAAAUUCAGCCUGGUUAAUUGACAAACUAAUAUAUAUAAUACAAAAAUAAUUAACAUAAAUACGAAAAAUUACCACCCGUUUAAUGAAUAUAAAAACGACAAACUAGCACGUGUUUAAUGAUAUAUAUGUAUACAUUUAUAAAGUUGGCACAAUGUUUCAUUUAUUUGAGGACUUAAAGUAAUUCAACCGUUAGAACACAUGACAGAAAGCCAUAGAUAUGGUUGAAUGUUUUAUUAAAACUGUCGUUUAUUUUUGUAAAAUAGACACCUUAUGAAAUGUCUUAAAACGGGUCGUAAAGGCAUAAUAUAACCAUUUUAUAUUCAGUUAUUUUAAAAACGAAUUUAAUAUCUUAUUUCCUUAUGGUACACUGCAAUAUUGCUCAAAUAAGACAUACAAACAAGUUAUGGUACAUUAGUAAUCAAACUAAGUCUAAAAGAGCAUGAAUUGCAGUCGUCCUGUUUAAGGUUAGGAACGACAUAGACGUGACUGCUUGUUGUGGUAGGACAUAUUUAAGGUUGUACUUUUAUAACGCAUGCGCAUUAGCCUCUGUUUACCUUCGAUAUAUCGUGACUAACAUUUGCUCUUCAAACUACGUUGUCGAAAUUUAUGUCAAAUUCAGUCUGGUUAAAUGAAAAACUAACACGUUUUUAAUUAGCAUUAAAACGACAAAUUAGCACCCGUUAAAUGAACAUAAAAACGACUAGCUAGCACGUGUUUAAUGAACAUUAAAAGCGACAAGCUAGCACGUAUUUAAUGAACAUAAAAACGACAAGCUAGCACAUAUUUAACGAACAAAACAAACAUGUUUACAUCGCAAACGUCGUCAUUCCAGGAUUCCAUUGACGUGGAGGAGAGAGAAGACUUCGACAACGAGGACAUUUCAGGCUACAACCAGAAGGUUCAAUUGAACUGCUAUUACGCCAUCUAUCUGUACCAGGGCACAAGAUCUGAGGCUACUGGGGAAAAUGUGUCUUGGAAGCAAGGGCGAGCAGACUCCACAAGCAGUCAGGAGGACUUUAGCUUGACCCUGAUUGACAGCAGCCUGCCAAUGGAGGCGGAACCAGAGCUGCGUACGUACAUCUCCAGGAGGCUGAGCAAAGGAGCCCUGCUCGGAGGCAUGGGCAACAUCGCCACGGUGGAACUCAGUGUUCCAGAGCAGGCAGUGGGCUGCUACUGUUGCCUCCUGGAGCAGGAAAGUUCCCCCGACCAACCCGAUGCAGACGGCAACGGAUACGUCAUCUGCUUCCUGGGAGGUUCCGAAAAAGGACUCAACUUAUAUAGGCUGGAGCUUGACAAAUACGUCCAAGGCCUUCACAGCAGCCUGCAAACACCAGAGCUGCAGAACUUGGAGACAGAGCUGCGUCCCUACCUGAGUCGCUGGUACGUGUCGGUGAUGCACGUUCAGCGCGUGGUGCAGCUGGUCCACUGCAACAUCAGCUUCCUGCUGCACGCUGCCCUGAGUCACAAGCAGGUGGACGUGACCAACGCAGACCAGAGGACCAAGGCGGACGUGUCCAGGUUCAUCAAGGCAGCGAGCCUGCAGGGUCUAUCUCACGGGGACACCACAUCAGCCUCUCUGUGUAAAGCCAUGUCUGAUGACACCCACUAUGACCUCAUCAUUGACUGCUCACUGAGCCCGCCCACCCUCGCCAACACCAGAAGUAAUCGUUUCUGCGAUGACUGGAGUCAAGCCUUCCUGAACGCCGCAGAACGGGAACCCUUCUUACUCCGACAGAUCCUGGAGAACUUCAAACUUAAGGCCAUCCAGGACAUGAACAGCCUCAAGCGCUUUGUGCGGCAGGCGGAGAUGAGCCACUACGCUCUGUUCCGCUGCUGCCAGUUCCUGCAGAGCUGCGGCAACGGCGACGUGCUGCUGCAGAACGCCAAGGCCGAGCACAGCGACCUGCCUGAGGCCUGCCGCAUCAUCAACGUGCUGGAGGAGUUCCUGGGGGAGCAAUUGCAGGCCUGACGGCGCCAUGACAGCAUCAUCCAGGUUUAACACUACAUAGAUGGGGACGGGUCUUUUAUUUAAGGUGCAAUACUACGCUUAGUGGGUAGUGACAGUUUGUCUCAGUGAAUAUGACAUCAUUGCUAAUUGUCGCAUAGAAUUUAAUGUUUUAAACUAAGACAUAUUCUACAGUAAUAAUUUUUGUCUGUUAAAAUAUGGUCAAUGUGUGAAGUUGCAAUUAUUUUGAAGUGCUUUUCCAUUUGUUGUAGUAUAAAGGAUCUUUGAUUAAGGGAUAGACACAACAGAUUUAUGCAUAAGCUGCAAACAAA